GAGCGUGAAGCGGCGGCAUGUGGCGGAAGUUUGCGCUCUCACAUGAAAGAAGAAGCUAGCGGAGAGGAUUAAACUGAAACGUUUAUUAUUCAUACUUUCGGACCUGCCACUCAAACGGGAUGAGGUCUGGCAAAAAAUACGCAUAGUUGUGCUUGUUCGUUGGCACGACGCGUGGCAGAGAAGAAGAGCAAUGUCCCUGCCAGCAGCUGAGUUCGUGGACAAGAUAAAAACCUCCAGGCAGAAAUAAAGAUCAUCUGUGUCAUGAGUGAUGUUGCUUUCACUUCCUCUUUGGUUGAUCCUCCACACAGUGUGACCACAGCAGGCGGUGUGUAGGGGUUCAGACGCAGGCCCGUGUGCCUGGUCAUUUGGGUGUGUGCGUGUGUGUUUGUGGUUGUGUAUGUUUAUGAGUGAGUGGCAUAGCAGCAGUGGGUUGUAACGUGAUGCCAAGAUGCUGCUGUCCCUGGGAAUGCUGAUGUUGUCGGCCACACAGAUUUACACCAUCUUCACCGUUCAGCUCUUCGCCUUCCUCAACCUGCUGCCUGUGGAGGCUGACAUCGCUGCUUACUCUUUUGACAACAAAACAGAAAACUUUGAUGACCUUCCUGCACGGUUUGGCUAUCGGCUACCUGGCGAUGGACUGAAGGGCUUCCUGAUUGGAGCACGGCCAGAAAAUGCGUGCGAGCCCAUUGAGCCCCCUCCGAGGGAUAACUUGACGGGAGCGUUCAUCGUCCUCAUAAAACGCUUCGACUGCAACUUUGACAUCAAGGUCCUCAACGCGCAGAAAGCCGGAUACAAGGCGGCCAUUGUCCACAAUGUGGACUCUGAUGACUUAAUCAGCAUGGGCUCCAAUGACCUGGAUGUUAUGAAGCAGAUAGAUAUUCCCUCAGUGUUUGUGAGCGAGCUGACUGCCAACACUUUGAAAGUGGACUACACGUAUGACAAGGGGGGGCAUGUUGUCCUCAUGCCAGACUUCAGCCUGCCCCUGGAAUACUACCUGAUCCCCUUCCUCAUCAUCGUGGGAAUCUGUCUCAUCCUCAUUGUUGUUUUCAUGAUCACCAAGUUUGUCCAGGAUCGACACAGGGCUCGGAGGAGUCGCCUGCGCAAGGAUCAGCUUAAGAAACUUCCCAUCCACAAGUACAAGAAAGGGGACAACUAUGAUGUAUGCGCCAUCUGCCUGGACGAGUAUGAAGAAGGUGACAAGCUCAGAGUCCUGCCGUGUUCCCACGCCUACCACAGUAAGUGUGUGGACCCCUGGUUGACCAAAACUAAGAAGACCUGUCCAGUGUGCAAGCAGAAAGUGGUCCCCUCACAGGGGGACUCUGACUCGGAUUCAGAGGAAGGGGAGAGCAGCCCCGAGGAGAACGAGGAGGUUUCGGAGAGCACCCCUCUUUUGCGCUCUCUGGCCUCCACCAGCGCCCACUCCUUCGGUACCAUGUCAGCGGCGUCGCGCUCAGACCCCGAGCAAGAGUCCUCCGAGUACGAGGACGAUGAGCUGGACAGCAGCGACAGCGACGAAGAGGUCACCGUGGAAACUGUGGUAGUGCAGAUGCAGCAGCCGUGCUCUGAAGGCCAUGACCAGGAGGACGACCUGCCCCGAGCUUGACUGAUUGUUGGUUGGCUGAUCAACAAAGCCUGCCCCCCCGCCCCCCCCUCCCCCCUCUCGCAUACCUCACAGCCGCAGAGACUUUUGUUGGGGUUACCAAACAGAUUAAUCAUCUGAUUACUUCUUUCUCUCACCGCUUACAAGACGCAGUUAUAUAUCCACCAUCGUUUUAUUUUUAACAUGAUUAUGGACAUAUCGCUGAUGACACUGUCAUGAGCUGACCUGCUUGGCACAUUAGAAGGCACGGGUGAUGUACAGUAGACUGGUAUACUGUAACUAGUCAUAAACAGAGGAAAUAGAAGUUUAAUAAAAUGUGUAUAUAAAAAUUGAGAUCACAAUAAGUUACAUCUCUUUAGUUAUCUCCUGUUCUGUAUGUUUCAGAUGAUAGGGGACGUUUCAUUAUUGUACAUACAGUUACACUGACACACCAUGAACCGCUAUGCAGCAUCCUUUUUGUAAACUUACAUUAAGCAAGUAUAGAAACAUUUAAAGCCACAGCUAUAUGUUUUUUUUUGUUUUUUUUUGCCAAUUUAUUUCUAGCCUGAUGUAUGACGGAGCCUUUAGGUGCUCCUGUCUGUUCUGUGCCACAGUUUUUCUGUUACAAAAGAUGAUUCACUUUAAGACAAACUGAAGCGAAACCAGUUUGGGAAACACAUUCAAAGCAAAGAAUGUCAUUCUCUGUGAGACAGGUUAUGUUGUGACGCCAGUUUAAACGUGUGGGGAAGAAACACGGGUGAAAACUGUGUCCACACUGCCUGUGGUUAACUUCAUUUGGCUGCUCCAGACCUAUCACCUCUUCACACAGAUAUUGAUUGAUUGGCCUUCUAAUACACAUUUAGAACUUGACUUAAUCUCAUUUUAAUAUGGCUUAUAAUAACCAUUGACUUUUGUUUUCACAAUAUUGAAUGAUUUUUGUUCAUGAAACCUCUCGCCUUUUUUCAGUUGAUGUAUUUUGUCUUGUUUUCCUGCUCCUGUAUCUACUCUGAAUUCACUUCAAUAAAUGAAAAUUACACUCGACAAGGAAA
Labrus bergylta (ballan wrasse) is the source of this 2628-nucleotide messenger RNA. RefSeq names its product ring finger protein 13 (gene rnf13). Gene Ontology annotation, molecular function: zinc ion binding. The record is from RefSeq and is a predicted model, not a curated record. Lineage: Eukaryota; Metazoa; Chordata; Actinopteri; Labriformes; Labridae.